Messenger RNA from Melitaea cinxia (Glanville fritillary), 878 nucleotides. Its product is annotated as DNA-3-methyladenine glycosylase 1-like. Gene Ontology annotation, biological process: base-excision repair; DNA alkylation repair. Lineage: Eukaryota; Metazoa; Arthropoda; Insecta; Lepidoptera; Nymphalidae. The transcript has a single exon. Gene Ontology annotation, molecular function: DNA-3-methyladenine glycosylase activity. The coding region runs from base 203 to 781 and encodes 192 amino acids. The record is from RefSeq and is a predicted model, not a curated record.
GUUUGGGGAUACAUUUUAAACCAACAAGUAUAACAAAACAGUCCUUAGUCUUUUGCCUUUCCCUAUUGAGGAUAAAUUUUAAUUAUUGAGGAUAUUUUUAAGUUGAAUUAAAUAUAAACCAGAAGCAUCUUAGUGGUUUUUCUUAGUGACGUGUUUACUAUUAACUAGACAUGUUAGUAUCAAAAAAAAAACAUGCUAAAUAAUGUUAAUAAAAAUGCAAAAGAAAGAAAUAAUCAGAUGUGGCUGGCUAAAUGAAGAUCCACUUUAUAUAUCUUACCACGACAAUGAGUGGGGCAAGCCAGUAUAUGAAAAUAUAUAUCUUUUCGAAAUGCUUUGUUUAGAAGGUCAACAAGCUGGCUUAUCAUGGAUAACUAUUUUGAAAAAAAGAGAAAACUAUAGAAGGCUUUUUUAUGAUUUCAACCCAAAUAAUAUUGUACAGUUAGAUAGUAAUGAUGUAUACAAACUUUUAUAUACCUCAGACAUUGUGAGGCAUAAAGGCAAAAUUGAAUCAAUCAUACACAAUGCUAAAUGUUAUAAUAAAAUGAAAAACAAUGGAGAAGAUUUUUCUAAAUUUAUAUGGAGUUUUGUGGACAAUACUCCUAUAGUAAAUAAUUGGUCAAACCAUAAGGAAGCUCCAACAGAAACUCAAACCUCUAUUGCACUUUCUAAAGCUUUAAAACACAGGGGAUUUAAGUUUGUUGGGCCAAAAAUUUGUUAUGCAUUUAUGCAAGCCUGUGGCUUAGUAAAUGAUCAUAUAAAUGAUUGUAUCACUAGGCAAUAAAUAUGAUGUCAUGAAAACAUUUUAUAGUUUGUUUCUUACUGUUACUGUUAUAAACUACAAAGUUGAAAUAAAAAUACUAAACAAAAUAAAUAAAAAA